AUGGGCAGGACUCCAGUAUACUUCCUGUCUCACGGGGGACCCAACAUCAUGGAAGAGACUCACCAUCCAGCGUAUGCUAAGCUCCAGGAAAUCGGCAAGGAGAUCACCCAGCAGGUCAAGCCCAAAGCGGUCGUCGUUUUCUCCGCACACUGGCAAGGCUACAAGGACACAAUAGAGGUCAAUACAGCGGAAAACAUGGGCCUAAUCUACGACUUUUACGGCUUCCCGGCGCACUACUAUGAGUUUCAAUACCCCAACAAGGGCUCACCGGAGCUUGCAGAAAAGGUCCUUAGCCAUCUGCAUGAUUCUGGCAUCAAGGCCGAGGGCGUUCGCAGGGGACUCGACCACGGGGUCUGGGCAUCUUUCAUGUGUGCUUUCAAUCCGGAGAAGAAUCCACUCAACGUGCCCAUUGUUCAAGUCUCCUUGUUCGAUAUCGAAGAUCCUGAUAUGCACUACGCUCUUGGUCAGGCCGUCUCUUCGCUACGCGACGAAGGAAUCCAGAUCAUUGUUUCAGGAAUGGCAGUCCACAAUCUUCGGGACAUGUUCCGCACACUGGGGCAGCCUGGAGCCUUGGACUAUACGUACAGCUUCGAUGAAGCAUUGAAAGAGGCCGUGGAGCAGCCGCCUGAGAGUAGACAAAAGGCCAUGGCGGAAUUGAUGAAGCGCAAGGAUGCUAGAAAGGCACAUCCGUCUUUUGAUCAUUUGCUGCCCAUAUACAUCGGAGCAGGUGCGGCGAGAGAGGAUAAGGGCAAGCAAUUGUGGACCUUGCCUGAAGGGAGCAUGAGUUGGGCCCAGUAUCGAUUCGGCGAGGUGAGCGCAUAG
Lecanosticta acicola is the source of this 822-nucleotide messenger RNA. The record is from the annotation of a GenBank genome assembly. NCBI's taxonomy places the organism in Eukaryota, Fungi, Ascomycota, Dothideomycetes, Mycosphaerellales, Mycosphaerellaceae.